Messenger RNA from Solanum lycopersicum (tomato), 468 nucleotides. RefSeq lists its product as uncharacterized. Gene Ontology annotation, molecular function: RNA-DNA hybrid ribonuclease activity; nucleic acid binding. Lineage: Eukaryota; Viridiplantae; Streptophyta; Magnoliopsida; Solanales; Solanaceae. The record is from RefSeq and is a predicted model, not a curated record.
AUGGCGGCUAAGCUCCGAUUUAAUUGCACAAACAACAUGGCUGAAUGCGAAGCUUGUAUUGUUGGCUUGAAAAUAGCCAUCGGCAUAAAUGUCUACGAGUUGUUAGUUAUUGGAGAUUCAGACCUUUUGAUUCAUCAAGUUUAUAGAGAAUGGGCUGUGAAGAACCCGAAGAUUGUACAUUACGUACAAUAUGUACAAAAGUUGUGCAAAAGGUUUCACAAGAUCGAGUUCAGACAUACUCCCAGAAUACAGAAUGAAUUGGCUGAUACUCUUGCCACCAUCACAUCAAUGAUUAAACAUCCAAAUACAGAUUAUACUGAUCCUGUGGAUAGAGAGUUGAAAGGACAUCUAGUCCAUUGUUCCCAUGUUGAAGCAGAACCAAAGGGUUUGCCUUCGUAUUUUGAUAUAAAGAAGUAUUUGGAGUUUGGAACUUAUCCCGAAGAUGCUACGUCCAAUCAGAAGAAGUAG